Molecule: messenger RNA, 3200 nt
Organism: Pygocentrus nattereri (red-bellied piranha)
Lineage: Eukaryota; Metazoa; Chordata; Actinopteri; Characiformes; Serrasalmidae
Product: complement C1q and tumor necrosis factor-related protein 9-like
Exons: 5
Coding region: 55-1635 (526 amino acids)
Molecular function (GO): protein binding
Source: RefSeq, a predicted model, not a curated record
AAUUGAUUAUGGCAGUGGUUGCAGGCUUCACUUCGCAAGCAUUUGAUUUAGAGCAUGGCUCGAAGCGUCCUACAAAUUGAGUUAAAGACAUAUGUGGGCUUUCUGGCCUCCUUAACCCUCUCUCUGGGAAUGUUGAUUGGUGAAAGAGGGAACAUAGGGACCUUCCCACCACCACAACCAGGUUCACAUGACAGUCCCAUUCCCCCAGAAGAGGUGGUUAAUGGCUCUGGGGCUUAUCCAUCACAGAAUACUGACAACUUCCCAGCAUAUGAUAACUACCCCCUGGCAAACGGUGGAAGUCCUCAGACACGUGAAGGACACAUGAUGCCGUACUAUGACUACCCUAUGCCCAUUUCAUCAGACAAGGGAUCCACUGUCCUACGAGCUCAUUCAGGCUCAAAUAUGACUGCUGCUGAUGCGCCAGACUUGGCAUAUUGCAACAUGAUCCUGGAAGCACCAAUACCCCCAACUGCAGAUCAGGUGCCUUGGUUCUGUACCUGCACCCUAUGUAAAGGAGGUAGUAAAGGCCCAAAGGGAGACAGAGGAGACAGAGGACUACCAGGUCAACCAGGCAGUCCAGGAAGGAGAGGCCUCACUGGUCCACCAGGACUUCUGGGUUUCACAGGUCGUCCCGGAAUGAAGGGCCAGAAAGGUGAUGAUGGUGCAAAAGGAGACCAGGGUCCAAUGGGUCUUAUGGGGAUGAAGGGAGAGCAUGGAUUCAAAGGUGAUAAAGGGGACAUGGGUGUGGAUGGAAGGCCAGGGGUCCAAGGGCUACCUGGAGAACCUGGGCAGUGUCCUGCGUCAUGUGAAUCUAUUCGUGGACCUCCAGGAGAAGUUGGCCUGCCGGGAAUUGUUGGGCCAAGAGGCCUGCCAGGGACGGUGGGAAUGCCUGGGAUGAAAGGCCAGAAAGGAGAUAAGGGCGAGGUUGGUGUGUCUGGCAUUCCAGGCAAAGAUGGACACAAAGGGGAUCAAGGAGAACAGGGUGUGUGCCACUGCAAGGAUGGGGCCAAAGGUGCUGAUGGACAUCAGGGUUCUCCUGGGCUGAGGGGCGAAAAAGGGGAAAUGGGUCCACAGGGACAUGCAGGAGCAAAUGGUCUAAAUGGUGAAAAAGGAGAUGUAGGAAUGAAGGGUCCUCCCGGCCCCUGCUCUCCUGCCAUUCAGUCAGCUUUCUCAGCAAGACUGGCUGAUCUUUAUCCAGUGGCAGAUUUGCCUAUUCCCUUCACCUCAGUCAUUUACAACAUGCAGUUUCACUACGACCCCUUUACGGGUAUCUACAAGGCCCCUGUAAAUGGCACCUAUGUCUUUAGCUAUCAUUUGGUAGUGUUUACCAGGGUGCUCAAAGUGGGUCUCUUCCAUAACUUCAAACCCAUCGUGAAGAGCACUGAGUUGGCCAGUCUUGGUUCAGUCUCUCAACAGGUUGUCUUGCACCUUAGCAUGGGUGAUGAAGUGUGGCUCCAGGUAAGGGACACCACCAGUAAUGGUAUGUAUGCCAAUAGUGAGGCCAGUAGCACCUUCUCGGGCUUCCUGCUUUACCCAGACAGCUGUGAUGUACCGUUAUCUCGUGAGUUGUCUGAACCUAUCGAUGGGACAUACACCUGGGGCGAACUGGAAGCUCCAGCCACUCCUGCUCCAUAAAUACAUUCUACAGAUUCAUAUAUAUAUAUAUUUCAUACACACGCGCAUGCAAUAAAAGCUCUGUAGUAAGCAAAUCAAUACCUCUGUACCUACUUUUGUCUUCUUUGUAGUUCAGAACAUCUGCUACACUAGCAACCAAAUGCAAUCUAGUUGGUCAAAUCAGUGCAAAGGUCGAAAAAAAUGCCUGCCUGACAUCCUGCCUACUGUUGAGCACUGUUAGUUAUUUAGAUCUCAGACCUCUAGCAAAAUCAUUUAGCUUUGUCAGGUAACAUUCACAGGAUCCUCAUACAAAGGAUGGAUGGAUGAACAAAAUAUAUCAUCACUGUCAGAGCAAAACCUCAAAAUUCAAUGUCAAAAUGUACAAAUCUACCAAUAAAAGAGGUCCAAAAUGACUUAAACCAAAACUCUAACACUGCACAGCAAAAAUUGGUCUCUUAUCAAGUGAAAUGAUCUUAAAUCUGGUCAAUAUGUCUAAUAUUUCCCAUUUUGAGAAGGUUGAUGCACUUAUUAUAGGAUUAUCUAGCUUAUUUCUAGGCACUAUUUACUUGUUUUAGGUCAUUUUAUUAAGUAGAUGAUCAUUAUACUGAUAAUUUUGCUGGUUUCAAGCACAUUUCCUAAAAUAAGCAAACUUAUCUGUCAAUAUUGAGAGAUAAUUUUACUUAAUAAAAUUAUUUAAAACAAGUAAAAAUGUCUAUAAAUAAGGUAAAUAGACUUCCAUUAAACUAACAUCAACUUCAACAGGAGAAAUAUUAGAUUUAGAUUAUUUAGCAGUGUGUAAGAUGAGCUCGUAAGAUUAAUUUACAUUGAAUUUAAGAAUGUUUUUUUUACUUUGCCAUUAAAGUUUUUUAUUUUUGGAGAUUCAAGGUUUUAUUCUGACCUGAAGUCACUCAUGUUGGGGAUGUGGUGCAGUGCAGUCAGCUGAGUCUAUUGCUUUGAAAUUCAGGCCGGGUGAUUAAAGAUGUGAAUGUUUUACACAGUAAAGUUAAUCUGCCUGAAAUUAGGCGAAUUGAGGCCAUGGCUUCUUUUAGAGAAUGUUGGAUGGCUUUGUAUGAAACUUUAACCUUGUCUUAAUCUUAUUCAGUCGCAACAACUCCAUGUCCAGUGAAGAAUUUGUGCACAUAUUGAGAUUAAUCUAGUGAAUUAAACUGUAAUGCAUAAGCAAAAUUUGUUCUGACUAUUCUAACAUUCCAUGAAUUUUCAAGUGUUUUAUAUUUAGCAGCCUUUUGAUGAAAUGUUCUGUUUUCUUUAGAUGAAAGUCUUUUAGAUUGCAUUUGCCUGUGUAUGACACUCAGCUUUGUAGCUUUCUGUUUUGUGUUCUUGUAAAACAUUUGAAUGUAAUUUUGCAAGUAACCACUAUUUAUCCAUAACUGAAAUGAAUUGCAGUCAGUAAUCCAGGGUGUAUGGCAAUGCUGAAUGUGGGCAUGACUGCUAUCCUGGAGUAAGUUUGUGUUGCGUUUCUCAGCCCCAGAUUUCUUGCGCUUUUUUUCUGUGUUAGAAAUGAGCUUCGAUUAAACUGUGAAAAAAGGGACCAAACUCAAUAAAAUCUGGUGGAAACAUGAUCUGAA